AUGGACCUGAGUCAACGUCUGCAGGCUCUAGUUGCUUUGGAUGUCGAUUCAAUAAAGCUGUUGCAAGCAGAAUUGGAUGAUGGAUCUGACCCUGUCUUGCGAGAAAUUGCUGCCAAAGAAUUCGCCUCUCGUUGGGAAGCAAUGAGGUCGUUGGAGAAUCAGAUUAUGGAACUACUGCUGCCACCCGACCCAACAGCAAAAUGCAACUCAGUGCGCCUGCAGCUGAUAGCUGGGGCUGGGGGUUUGGAGGCAGCAAUGUUCGCUCGUGACCUCUUCGUCAUGUACGAAGCUUAUGCCUACCACCGUGGUUGGCGUCUUGCAUCUAUUACUGACCUCGGAGCGAGGGAGUCUGCCGUUGGUGCAGACAGUCCGAUCCACCAUGUGGAAGUUCGUGUGGAGUCGUCCAGCCCCAUAGAUCCCCUGUAUCCUUAUCUCCGAUGGGAAGCUGGUGUACACCGUGUUCAGCGUGUACCACUUACUAGCAAACUAAACAAGAUCCACACCAGCACUGUCGCUGUUACCAUACUCCCGGUGGAAGUGGAGUUGGAUCCGGAGGACUUGGAGUGGGAGGUGUUCCGUGCUUCCGGUGCUGGGGGCCAACACGUGAACAAGACGGAGAGCGCAGUACGUGUGCGUCAUAGGCCCACGGGGCACGUCGCUGCCUGUCAAGCUGAUCGCUCUCAGCAUGCCAACCGGGGAAAAGCCCUUCAGUUACUCAGAGCCAAGCUUGCAAACGAAGUGGCUAGACGGCAGGUGGAGACUGAAUUGGUCGAAAAGCGUUCUCAAAUAGGCUCUCUGGCUCGAUCGGAUCGCAUUCGCACUUAA
Molecule: messenger RNA, 825 nt
Organism: Hydatigera taeniaeformis
Lineage: Eukaryota; Metazoa; Platyhelminthes; Cestoda; Cyclophyllidea; Taeniidae
Source: the annotation of a GenBank genome assembly